AUGGGUAGACCCGAACCCUGCGUCUUGUUCUCGCAGACUUUCGUUCAUCCUCAACUGGAUGAGUACGUCGACGAGGUAUUGUUCGCUGAACCAAUUGUGAUUACGGCUUGUGAGUUUCUUGAACAGAAUGCUCCUUCUGCGUCACAAGCGGUGUCGCUAAUGGGGGCUACUUCACCUCCUUCAUUUGCUUUGGAGGUGUUUGUUCAGUGUGAGGGGGAGACAAGAUUUAGGCGACUCUGCCAGCCAUUCCUUUAUUCUCAUUCUUCAUCACAUGUGCUAGAAGUCGAGGCUGUUGUAACUAACCAUCUGGUUGUGAGGGGCAGCUAUCGCAGUCUAAGUUUGGUCAUAUAUGGGAACACAGCAGAGGAUCUAGGGCAGUUCAACAUUGAAUUUGAUGAUAACUCUUUAACUAAUCUUGUUUGUUCUGCUGAGGGAAAGCUCGAAGAUCUCCCUUUGGCAUUACAUUCAACUAAUCGUACCAUUGAGGAUUCACUAACCUCUCUGAAUGUGUUAUCUUUACCUGUUGCUGCGUCAGAUACAUCUGCUGAGGUUAAGCAAUUUUUACAGCUGAUUUCGAAGUUGCUGGAGCUGCCGAAACUUAGGGAUUCUGUACAUAGAGUUCUUAGUACUGUAGUGACAGCUGUCUGUUCAUUUGUCACCUGUGAUUGGUGUUGUGAAACAGUUAAUCAGAAGCAUAUUAAAAUGUGUGGAUCCAAAAAUUUUGAAGAGUUGCACCAUGUUAUCAGUGAGGCUAGAAAUGAGCUUCUUCUAGUGCUUGGACAUGGUUCCAAAGAUGAAUCAGCUGAACUUUUGGCAGACUGCACAUUUCUUGAAUCAGAGGCCGACUUGGCUACUUGGAAACAGCUGGUGGACAUGUUAAGCCAAUAUUUCUGUUUUGACAGGAACUCCACAAGUGUUGGAGCUUGUCAGAUUUCACAGAACAAGAGUGUCAUUCUGGGGCUGUGUGUGGCGCUUUUACUGUGCUCUAGUAAAGAAAGCUGCUUUCACUUUGUCAAUAGUGGGGGAAUGGAGCAGCUUGCACACAUUUUCUCUCAUGAGAUGCAGAAUUCUUCUGCCAUAAUAUUGCUAUUACUUGGAGUUAUUGAGCAGGCGACAAGGCAUCCAAUUGGUUGCGAAGGAUUUUUAGGUUGGUGGCCUCGUGAAGAUGAAAGCAUCCCAUCUGGUACUAGCAAAGGUUAUAGUCAAUUGUUAAAGUUGUUCCUACAAAAACCUCAGCAUGAUGUGGCUUCUCUUGCAACCUAUGUCCUUCAUCGGUUACGAUUUUAUGAAGUUGUUUCUAGAUAUGAGCAUUCUGUUCUUUCUGCUUUGGGGGGACUUUCUGUGGUUGGAAGAGUUACAAGUGUUACAUCAGCAAUGCUUAAUAGUGCUAAAUCUCAACUCAAGAUGCUCUUGAAAUUGAUAAAUUUGCGUGGUCCAAUUGAAGAUCCUUCUACAGCAGCCUCUGCAAGUAGGUCAUUGAUCAUUGGUCAAACAGAAGGAUUAUUGCCAUAUAAAGCAACCAGUAGCUUGGUUGGCUCAUCACAUUGCUGCUUUUCAAACUGGGAUAUAGACUUGCAUUUGCUGGCACUUCUCAAGCAGGAUAGAGGCUUUCUUCCUCUGUCAGCUGCACUGUUGUCGUCUCCCAUAAUACAUUCAGAAGCUGUAGACUCUACGGAUAUGAUUGUUGAUAUUGCAUCUACUAUUGGGGCCAUACUUCUUUCACUUCUUAUGUGUCGCUCAGGUUUAAUUUUCCUUUUAAAUCACCCCGAACUUUGCACUACAUUAGUUGAUGCUCUAAGGGGUGCAGGUGGUAUGAAUAGGGAAGAAUGUGUUCCUCUACGAUAUGCAUCUGUUUUAUUGUCUAAGGGUUUUGUUUGCAGUCCACAUGAAGUUGGAGUAAUUGUUGAGACGCAUUUGAGAGUGGUUAAUGCUAUUGAUCGUUUGCUAAUAUCAACUCUACACUCCGAAGAAUUUCUAUGGGUAUUGUGGGAGCUUUGUGGCCUUUCCAGGUCAGAUUGUGGGCGCCAAGCUUUGUUGGUUCUGGGAUAUUUUCCAGAGGCUAUUUCAAUCUUGAUUGAAGCUUUACAUUCUGUCAAGGAGUCAGAGCCAGUUGCUAGUGGAGCUUCUCCAAUAAAUCUUGCAAUUUUUCACUCAGCUGCAGAGAUUUUUGAAGUCAUUGUCAGUGAUUCAACUUCAUCUUCCCUAGAUUCUUGGAUUGGACAUGCUAUGGAACUUCAUAAAGCAUUGCAUUCUUCUUCCCCUGGUUCCAAUCGGAAAGAUGCUCCAACUAGACUGUUGGAGUGGAUUGAUGCUGGUGUAGUUUUUCACAAGAAUGGGGCUAUUGGUCUUCUACGGUAUUCCGCUGUGUUGGCUUCUGGUGGAGAUGCCCAGUUAAACUCCACCAGCAUUCUAGUGUCUGAUUUGACAGAUGUUGAGCAAGUUGUUGGAGAUGCUUUAGGUGGUUCGGACAUAAAUGUUAUGGAUAAUCUUGGAAAGUUGAUCUCCGAUAAGUCUUUUGAGGAUAAUCCUCUUCGUGACUCAUCCAUAGCACAGUUGACAACAGCCAUUCGGAUACUGGCCUUUGUUUCAGAAAACUCAACUGUUGCUGCUGCUCUAUAUGAUGAAGGUGCUAUAUCAGUUAUUUAUGCAAUUCUGAUCAAGUGCAGCUUCAUGCUUGAACGGUCAUCAAACAGUUAUGAUUACCUUGUUGAUGAGGGUACGGACCGCAAUUCUACAUCUGAUUUGCUAUUGGAACGUAAUCGUGAGCAGAGCUUGGUUGAUCUUUUGGUGCCUUCUCUGGUAUUGCUGAUCAAUCUUCUGCAGAAAUUACAGGAAACUAAAGAGCAGCACAGGAAUACAAAACUAAUGCAUGCCCUUUUGCGACUGCAUAGAGAAGUAAGUCCAAAGCUGGCUGCAUGUGCUGCAGACUUAUCCUCGCCCUAUCCCGAUUCUGCACUUGGUUUUGGAGCUGUCUGCCAUCUUGUUGUAGCAGCACUUACUUGUUGGCCGUUGUAUGGCUGGACUCCUGGCCUCUUCCACUCUCUUCUUGCAAAUGUUCAGGCGACUUCACUGUUGGCCUUGGGUCCAAAGGAAACCUGCAGUUUGCUGUGUCUUCUGAAUGAUUUAUUUCCUGAAGAAGGUGUCUGGCUUUGGAAGAACGGAAUGCCUUUGUUAAGUGCGCUAAGAAAAUUGGCUGUUGGAACCUUAUUGGGGCCACAGAAGGAGAAACAGGUUGACUGGUAUUUGGAGACUUCACACCGUGAGAAACUGUUUAACCAAUUGACACCACAUCUGGAUAAAAUUGCGCAGAUUAUCCAACAUUAUGCUAUUUCUGCAUUGGUAGUCAUUCAAGACAUGCUUCGGGUUUUCAUAAUUCGAAUUGCUUGCCAAAAAACUGAAUAUGCUUCUCUUCUUCUGCGGCCCAUAUUAUGCUGCAUCCGCGAUUGUGUUUCUGACUUGUCAUCUCCAUCAGAGAUUGAUGCUUACAAGGUUUACAGAUAUCUUGAUUUUCUUGCGAGCAUAUUGGAACAUCCAUGUGCCCAGGCACUGUUAUUGGCGGAAGGUAUUGCUCAGAUGCUAACAAAAGUGCUGGAAAGGUGUUUAGUUCCCAUUGUUUCAGAUGGAAAACAGAUCUCAGAUACUGAAAUUUCAGCUAAGUCUGGGUUUACUUUGAUUAGUUGGUGCUGUCCUGUGUUCAAGUGCUUCUCACUUCUUUGUGGUUCGAGUGCACCAUUACCAUACCCCGUGAGACAUGAUCUGCACAGUUCUGCAAGUAUGAGUGCUAAAGAUUGUUCAUUGAUUCUGCCAUAUCUGCUUAAGUUCUGCCAGGUCUUACCAGUUGGAAAAGAGUUGCUUUCUUGCGUUGCAUGCUUUAAAGAUUUAAGUUACUGCAAUGAAGGUCGAAGUGCUUGUGUGACAACUUUGCAUCACAUCUACACCAGCAUUGAGGAACAUAAAUCUGGAAACGGACAGGAAAGGAAUAAGAAUUAUAAUUUGGAUGACAUUGAAUGGAGAAAGCAUCCUCCUUUUCUUUCUUGCUGGAUUAGGUUGUUGAAAUCAGUGGAUUCAAAAGAGGAGUUGUCAAUUUGUGCAAUUGAGGCUGUUGCUACAUUAUCCAUUGGUGCUUUGUGCUUUUGCUUAGAUGGUAAACGUUUGAACUUGAAUGUGGUGGAUGCAAUAAAAAGCCUUUUUGGGAUCCAUGAUGAUAUGGAUGAAGCAGACAGCUCUCCAGAGAAUAUAAGUUUCAUACAGGAAAUGAUUACAUUGUUGAGUUUGAAGGUCAAUGAUGGUGACUUUCUAGCUACAGAUAUGAGGGAAACUUUGUCUCGAGCUUCAGAUUCUGCCAAGUCAUUGUUGUUAUUGUUGCAGAAGCCCACUGGUUCAGUUACAAUAAAUGACGUUAUGAGCAGUAAAGGCAUUCAAUCUCUACCUUUAAAUGAGCUUCUGGUUCCUUCAAGAAUAAAUCAGAUGUCAGAUGGCAGUGCCGACAAGGCUGAUGAUUACCUUUACCUAGGUGGCCUUGGAGAGAAAUUUCUGUGGGAAUGCCCAGAAACCUUACCUGAUAGAUUGUCACAGAAUCCUUCUAUGAAAAGGAAAUUGUCAUCAUUGGAUGGUUCUGGUAAGCGUGUUAAGGGAGAAACUUCAGUGGCUGAGACUACGGGACAAAAUGCAUUUUCACGGGGAAUGGGUCCAUCAACUGCCCCUUCUGGUCCAACUCGCAGGGACACCUUUAGGCAGCGCAAACCAAAUACCAGUAGGCCUCCAUCUAUGCAUGUGGAUGAUUAUGUUGCAAGAGAAAGAAGUGUUGAUGGUGUUAGCAAUUCAAAUGUUAUAGCAGUUCAGCGGGUGGGAUCUACUGGUGGAAGACCUCCCUCGAUUCACGUGGAUGAAUUUAUGGCCAGGCAAAGAGAGCGCCAGAAUCCAACGGUGGCUGUUGUUGGGGAACCAUCAGUACAAGUAAAAAAUGCAACUCCUGUGAAUGAUGUGGAUAAGGAAAAAGACAAGUCCAAGCAAUUAAAAACAGUUCUGGAUGAUGAUCUUCAGGGAAUAGAUAUAGUUUUUGAUGGUGAGGAGUCAGAAUCUGAUGACAAAUUGCUCUUUCCUCAGCCUGAUGAUAAUCUGCAGCAGCUGGCCCCUGUCAUAGUGGAGCAAAGUUCUCCGCACUCGAUUGUUGAAGAGACUGAGAGUGAUGUUAAUGAAAUUAGUCAAUUUUCUCAUUCACGCACACCAUUAGCAUCCCAUGUUGAUGAGAGCACCCCAAGUGAGUUCUCUUCAAGGAUGUCUGCUUCACGACCUGAAAUGCCAUUGACACGGGAACCAAGUGUUUCUUCGGAUAAGAAGUUUUUUGAGCAACAUGAUGAUUCAAAGAAUGCCAUUAAGACCUCUACUGGCUUUGAUUCUGUUCCAGCUGCAACUACUUCAGGUUUUCCUGUACAGAUGCCAGUGGACUCAAGGAUGCCUCCCCAAAAUUUCUAUAUGAAGAACAGUCCACAGCAUUCUUCAGGAUCUCGAGGACUUUAUGACCGUAAAAUUCCUCUGAAUCAGCCAACUUUGCCUCCAAUGCCACCCCCAACAAUCUCACCCAUAAUGUCUCAGAAUCAUGAUCCAGGCCCGAGUCAGUCAUCCCCCUACGUCAACUCUGGAAUCGAGGUGCAGCCUCCACUUCCUGCAGCCUUCCAAGUUCAGUCAGAAUAUCUAUCUGCAUUUGGUAACAAUCCUUCUAUUCAGAUGCCAGAUUCCAAGUAUUCACGUAAUUCUAUCUCUUCUCCAAGUGGAUCUGCUGGACCUCAUCCGCCACUUCCUCCUACACCACCUCCCUUCUCAUCUAGUCCAUAUAAUUUACCAUCUAUAAGUCCUACUUCACAAUCUUCAGUAUAUACUAUUGGAACUGAGCUUCCCCAGGCGUCUACUUCACCACUAAUUGACCCUAGAUUAGGAAAUCUCUCUGUGUCCGGUUCUGGUUUAACUUCUUAUAUGCCACCUCCUCUAAUGCCACCCAUGGUUUUCAGUAGACCAGCCACAAUCCCUGCAACUGUUUAUGGAAGCACCCCAGCCCAGCAGCAAGGCGAGAGUCCAAUCUUGCAAAAUCUCUCCAUUCCUCAGCCUUCCGUUCAGACAAUACAUCAGUUGCAGCCUCUGCAGCCUCCGCUUCGACGGCCACCGCAGCCACCACAACAUCUUUGGCCACUUGUACAAUCUUCUCAGCAGCUGGAACAAGGGGUGUCUUCGCAAACCCCUAACCAAAUGCAAGGCCAUCAAUUACAAUUGCUGCAACAACCACAACUCCCUUCUAUGCAUACUCAUUAUCAAGCUCAGCAUCAAGAGCUUUCUCAGUCAAGGCAACAGCAACUUGAGCAUGCACAGCCACAUGUUAUGCGUCAUCAGGGAGAUUUUUCAUCACAGCAGCAACAAGAUCUUGGAAUGUCAUUACAGGAGUACUUCCAGGAUCCAAAAGCUAUCACGUCUUUAUUGAGUAACAAGGAAGAACUGUGCCGGCUUUUGGAGCAGCAUCCAAAAUUAAUGCAGAUGCUUCAGGCUCUUGACCCGUUGAAAGAGUGCUACAUCAGCACAAUACUUGAGAGUGCUGUUGCUAAUUGA
Molecule: messenger RNA, 6597 nt
Organism: Dovyalis caffra
Lineage: Eukaryota; Viridiplantae; Streptophyta; Magnoliopsida; Malpighiales; Salicaceae
Source: the annotation of a GenBank genome assembly